CCAAAACGGACUACGUCCUGGCAAUGCUGAGAGAGAUUGCUUGCUUCCUGUUGACUCGUGUGUGAAUAGAUUCCAGGACCACCAGCUCCCACGCAGCGCUGGCACUAUGAUGCAGGAUCCCAGCCCGUACAUUGAAGAGACAGUAACUGUGGAGGAGGACCCCGAUCACGCUCCGUCCGUUGUCUCCGUGGAAACGGAUGAGGAUGGUACCACUCGCCGGACAGAGACCACAGUGAAGAAAGUGAUUAAGACAGUCACCACCAGGAUGGUCCAUGAGAUGCCGAGUGACCAGUUCUCUCUGGAUGGCUCCUCAGUACAGGGGGGUUACACUCAGACCCUGGACAGAAAGUUCCGGAGUAACGGCGAGAGCUACCUGGGCCCUCACGGAAGCUCCACAGUGCCGCGUGGUUACUCCUACCAGGAGGUGUACGGGAAGACUCCGACCCAGCGUGUGCCAUACGGAGACCUGGCCCCAGAGAGCUACGGGAGCCUGUCACGUGGCGUCCGCAUUGACCAGCGCUACCAGCCCCCCAUCGAGAGCUACCAGCGAGCACCAGGCAGAAUGGAUGUCUACGGGGCCCAGCCCCAGGUCAGGGGUGGUAGUAACUUCAAUCUGAACCAGUCACACCCUGAGAGAUUUCACUCUGAACCCUACGGUCUGGAGGAUGAUGACCGCAGCGUGGGCUAUGAUGAGCCUGACUAUGGCUUGGCACACGACUAUCCGACUGCCAAGCGAUCGGCCACGCCUUCCGAUCUUCGCAACAGAUACUUCCGGAGCAGGAGCUUCGACGACCCACUGGCCGACGACGUGCGCUCUGAUCACGACACCUACUACUGGGCACCACUGGCCCAGCAAGAGCGAGCGGGCAGCAUGGCCAGCUUGCACAGCGGCCGCAAGGAGCCCAUGGCCUGGCGCCAACCCGAGCUGCCCGAGGUCAUCGCCAUGCUCAACUACAAGCUGGACGCGGUGAAGGCCAAUGCCGCAGCCUACCUGCAGCAUCUGUGUUACCGCAACGACAAGCUGAAGACAGAGGUCAGGCGCCUCAAGGGCAUCCCAGUUCUCGUUGAGAUGCUGGACCACCCCAAGAAGGAGGUUCACCACGCUGCCUGCGGGGCCCUCAAGAACAUCGCGUACGGCCGCGAUGCCGACAACAAGAAGGCCAUCAAGAACUGCGAUGGCAUCCCCUCCCUGGUCCGCCUCCUCCGCAAAGCCCGAGACAUGGACCUCAAUGAAGUCAUUACCGGUACCCUGUGGAAUCUCUCCUCCCAUGACGCGGUGAAGAUGGAGAUUGUUGACCAUGCGGUCCCUGCCCUGUGUGACGAGGUGAUCAUUCCACAUUCCGGCUGGGAGCAGGAGCCCAACGAAGACUCGAAGCCACGGCACGUGGAAUGGCAGGGAGUGCUCACCAACACCGCCGGCUGUCUCAGGAAUGUCAGCUCAGAGAAAAAGGAAGCCCGCCAGAAACUGCGGGAAUGCAGCGGAUUGGUCGAUUCAUUGAUGCACAUCGUCCAAUCAGAGAUAGACCAGAAGGACGUGGACAGCAAGCUCGUGGAGAACUGCGUGUGCCUGCUGCGCAACCUCUCGUUCCAGGUGCACAAGGAAAUCCCAGAUGCGGCCCGCUUCCAGGAGGCAGUGGGUGGCCCCUCAGCGCCCGCGGGAUCUUCCCAACCCAAGGCCAGCUGCUUUGGGGGCAAGAAGGGUAAAGAGGACUGGUUCACAAGAGGGAGGAAAGGUGCUGAAGACCCCAUUGCUGACGCGGACAUUCCGAAGAGGAACACUCCGGCAAAAGGUUACGAGCUGCUGUAUCAGCCCGAGGUGGUCCGCCUGUACCUCUCGCUGAUGAAGGAGUCUAAGAACCCUGCAGUCCUCGAGGCUGUGGCUGGGGCCCUGCAGAAUCUAUGUGCCGGCCGCUGGACGGUGAGUAUUUCUGAAUUCAGCUCUCACUGCCUUGGCCCUGCCUUUGCCAGCGCUGGUGAAAAGCGCCCUGGGUGA
Molecule: messenger RNA, 1993 nt
Organism: Rhincodon typus (whale shark)
Lineage: Eukaryota; Metazoa; Chordata; Chondrichthyes; Orectolobiformes; Rhincodontidae
Gene: ctnnd1
Product: catenin (cadherin-associated protein), delta 1
Exons: 10
Coding region: 107-1993 (628 amino acids)
Biological process (GO): cell-cell adhesion; cell-cell junction assembly
Cellular component (GO): cytoplasm; adherens junction; plasma membrane
Molecular function (GO): cadherin binding
Source: RefSeq, a predicted model, not a curated record